GACUUUCAUGGCGAUUUAGUAAUUGCCUGCUUCCGGGGUCGCGGAGUUGACCGGCCGAAGCCCCCAAUCUCGGAAGAGACCGCUGGAAUAAAGGUUGUCGGCUACCCCUGGUAUUCUCCUGUCCCUUCGAAAACACCUGGAGUGGCUUAAGCGAAUAUACUUUCAAAGAUCGGCUCGUUACCAUCAGAGUUGCCCAAAUUAGGUACCUGCAGCUCUACAAGAUGGGAGAAUUCAUAUCGCAAGCUCGAAAACUCGCAUGGAGUUCCGAUAAAUCUUCGGAUCCUGCCGAGCCACCUUCCGUGAAGAGAAUAUCACGCUCUGCUCCGUUAUCAGACUUUAUUGAGGCCUUGGAGAAGGACGGUUGUGUCAUUAUCAAAGAUUUCACCGACGUGGCAACACUGAAGCAGUCGAUGGACGAGGUGAAACCAUGGCUUGAAAAGCAGGAUACAGGCGCGAAAGUCGGUGCAUUGCAAGGCAAAACGAGAACAGUGACGAAACUUAUUGGGAGGAGUGAAACGGUGCGAGAGAAGUUCUUCGCCGAUCCGCUCUAUCAAGACCUCUGCGAACAUUUUCUAGGCCUGGAAACGACACACUGGUAUGGGCCGGAUCCUUUGACGACCAAAAGCGAUCCACUAUUGUCGAUUUCUAUCACGUUUGAUAUUCCUCCCGGCACCCCAGCUCAAGGACUACACCGUGACGACAAGAACCAUCAUGCUCGUCAUUCAAAAGCUAAAUCCUAUGAGAAGGGUCGUGACCUUCUGCUCGGCCUGUUCGUUCCAGCAUGCAAUACAAUGAAAGCCAAUGGCGCAACAAGGAUUGUGCCAGGUAGCCAUUUGUGGGGCGAUGAGAUGCCGGAUUUUGGCCCUGAUGGUAAUGAAGGAGUGACCGACGCAGAAAUGCAAAUGGGCGAAGCAUUCAUCAUGCUCGGCUCUCUCUACCAUGGUGGAGGUGCAUACGAUAAGGCCCUUGGAACUGGAGAGGAUGCGGCCACAGAGCGAAGGACAGUACAUGCUAUGUUCUCCUGCACCGGGGUGCAUCGACAGGAAGAGAUCUCUUUCCUCUCUUAUCCCAUUGAGGAUGUCAAAACUUAUUCGAAGAUUGUGCAGGAGCGGCUGGGGUGGAAACAAAGUGAACCCAAUUUGGGUUGGGUUGAUCUCAAGAGCCCAGAAUUCAUGCUCGCUUAAACGACCCAAACCCUCCUCGACAGAUCGCUCCUGUCGUGGCUAAUGCCAUGCCG
This is a messenger RNA of Exophiala viscosa, 1237 nucleotides long. RefSeq lists its product as uncharacterized. The coding region runs from base 222 to 1184 and encodes 320 amino acids. The record is from RefSeq and is a predicted model, not a curated record. The transcript has 2 exons. NCBI's taxonomy places the organism in Eukaryota, Fungi, Ascomycota, Eurotiomycetes, Chaetothyriales, Herpotrichiellaceae.